GGGAGGGGAGAGGAUGGGGGGUGCUUCCCUCUCUGCGUCCCAAACAAAGUGUCACAAAGAGCUCGGCCGGCGGCAGCAGCGGAGGCGGCUGCAACUCAGCUUUUGUUCUCCCGGCCCGGGUAGCUGAGCCCUGGCCUCCCAAUCUCCCAACCCUGCCCCCCAUCAUCCUUCUGGCUUAUUUUCCCCGGGAGGGGUCUGGGGUGCUGCGGGAAGAACCUCUUGUGCAGGACCACAGGUCCUGCCCUACUUGGCCAACCUACUUCUGGGAGGGAGAUUUUCCUAGAGGCUGUCCUGACCACCCCCCACCCCACCCCCCUAAUCUGAGGACUGAGGUUCAUAUGGGUGCUAAGACUUUCACCUUUCUAGGGUCAGCUCCAGUUUAGGGGACUUAGGGCUGGCCACAUGCCUCCUCCCCCAAAUCCAGGUCUUCUAGAACUUUCAGAAGAGGGGUCAAGUUGGGACAUGCCUCUGGGAUAAGAUUCACCAUGGUGGGGUGGCAGUAGGUGAGCAGGUGUACCUUCCUAUCACCUCCUGUACAUUUGGAAGUCCAUGACUGAGGUCCAUGCCCCCAACUCAGGACACUGAGGACGGAGGGAAGGAGGCUUUACCAAGAACUCAGUCUAAAAGGUGGGCAAGCUAUGGUGAGGAGUCAGUUUGGAGGGGCCACCUGAGCAGUGCGGUUCAGAGGGCCAUGGAGAAGAGAGCAUAAAAGUGAACUGCUGGCAUGUCUGAGCAAUAAAGGUGGUCUUGACCCCAGACCACCUAAGAAGCUCCUUUUCCUUUUAACCCCAUCUAGUGCAGUGUUCAUCAUAAUUGUUAGUGGACUUGGGAGGUGUAGGAUUCUCAACAGAGGGAAAAGCAACAAAUAUCAGAGAUGGCCAGAGACAAAACCUAGUCACAACUAUAGCUCAGAAGUCCUGAACCCUUACCCCGUACACUUUGACCCUAAAAACUUUUGAACCACAAGGCUUGAGGGACAAUCUUUGUGGUCCUCCAGUCAACAGAUGCAUUUAUGUACCAGUCGCUGUUGUUUUGUCCAAGAGUCUGCUCACCAACCCUUCCAUCCUUCUGUAUUCAGUAAGGUUUGAUCGUCCACCCUCUUCUCCACCUGCUCUCCUAGCACCUAAAUGUAAUUGGCCUGUUGCUUUGGAAAGAUUUCUGAUCCCUACCCCUGGCCCUGCAUCCCUACAGAACUCAAAUAAGGGCAAUAUAGCCCCCGAUUCCCAGUUGGGGUGGAAAGUAGGUCAGUGCUACUGUCUGGCUAAGUCUCGUGGAUGGUGUUUAGGGCCUGACUGUAGAAAACUCUGUGAUUAUUGCCCAUAGGCAAUACAUGCAUGACCUGGGUUCCAGGCCAGUUCAUAGAUCUUGGGCCCUGUCAGUGUUUUCUCCUAUUGAGAAAAACUCAUGGGAUCGGGCAUGGUUUGGUGUGGAGAUGAUUCAGGAAAUCUUGACUAGGCCUAGAAGGGUCUCUCAGUGGGUUUUGUUGAUUUGAGGCCCCCCUCAAGUCAAAAAAACAAAAUCAAAGGGGAAACUUUCCCUGCUCGGGAAUUCAGCUUCAAUUUGGGCCUUCUUGUAUAGCACUGUAUUUCCAUCCUGGAAACUGCUAUGUGCAAAACAGCGUUUUUAUUUUUGUUUUGUUUUGGGGAAGAAAGAUUUGCCCUAUUCCUACUCUACUUGCCUUGGAAAUGAGGUCAGCCUCCCAUGAGGUAUUUUGCUUCCUAUCCUACAGGCAGUUUUAGGGGCCCUAGAAUCUUCUCGGAAUCAGAGUAUGUGCCCAUAGGUUAGUCAGCUAUGACCAUGCAGUAUUCCCAGCCUCCCCCCUCCUCCCCCACCAUCUGCUUCCUCUGAAUAUACCAGAUUGGCUGUACACCAGGAUGUUCCGGGAAUCCCCAGGAGAGCAACAGAAUGUGAUGGACCCAAAUACGGUGCCUCAGUAACUCAUUCCAGGAUGUACAAACUGUAACUGUCAGGACACUCCUUACAGCUAAUUAAAAUUCUUCUAGUUACAUCUAUUUUCUAUUACAUCUAUCUAUUUUCAGUGACAUCCAAAAGGCUAAAAUAAUCCCUGUGGUACCACUGUUGUUUUUUUUUUUUGUUCUAUGAUUCCCAGAUAGGAAUUUUUAAAAAUCCUCCAGCUUCUCUCAGUGCCUUAUCUGUGGUGCUAAAAUGGCAAACGUGGCCCCUCUAGCACUUCAUAGCUCUGCCUAUGGUACUGAGGUGGCCAAAGUGGCUCCUCUGGUAGCCCACUGCACUCUCCAUGGUACUGAAGGGAUGACCAUUUGUUUUCACGUUUCUCUGGGGUCCAGAGAGUCCUCUCACUCAGAACCACAAAACUUUUGAGCUGGAAGCCACCAUCAAUAUAAAUUAGUCCAACCCCUUUAUUUUACAGAUGAGUAAACUGGGAGGUUAAGUGAUUUACUGAAGGUUGAAGGGCUAUCAGUGGUCAGACUGGGCCCCAGUAGCCUUGCGCCUCUCAGUCCUACUCAAAUUCACCUUUCAUGACACUACUCAGAGAGCCUGGCUAGGUUCUUGGGCCCAGCAAAGGGGUUUAUUUGGAGAUCUAGAAGAUGAGAGUGGAUGCCCUAAUUUGGAGCUACAGAAAUACAAAUGUUAAAAGUGGUGGUGGAGGAUGUUUAGUGACCCUAGGACAAGGACACUUUGUUAAUUAACCUCCUGUUAAUAAAAUUCCCAUAACCCAGAUUCCACAUGUAACAGGUACCUGCUCCUUCAUGGAGUCUUAUCACAUCCACUAAAUGUCAAACAUUAAAGAAGGCUUGGACCUCCAGAGCCUUUUCUCUUUGCUGAUAAGCAGGGCUGACUCCUGGCCCAAUUCUCUUCUAUUAAAGAUCCGUAAGCAAAGUAAUGCUUUACUUUCUCAGUAACCCAUUUCAGUUUCACAAUGCCUAUUGUAAGGAAGUUCUUUACAUCUCAAAUAUUCUUUCUAUCUCAGGCAAAAAAAUAGGUUAGGCCCAUGUUCAUCUAGCCUUGAAUGGAUACAAUUCUAUAUGUAAGCAGGAAGGUCGACUGGACGACUUCUGGUCAUUCUCCUAGGCCUAUUUCCAUGAAUCUUAAUUCUGGGGUUGCGUCUAAGUCCUAAUGCUAACCUCCUCUGCAGCUUAGCAUCAGGAGAGUCGACCCCCCCCCCCCCCCCAUCCUCUUCCUCUCAGUGCUCUUCUCCUUCCUCAGAACUGGAGCUCUGCAUAUCCCAGGCCCAGGGAAUUUUAGCCUGGAGAAUUUUAACCCUUUCCUGCCCAGAGCAUGUGCUGAGCCCCUAUCUGUGCAGAUGGCCCAGCCCCGCCCCCCGUCCCUCACUCCAGCCUCUUGAGCUCAGAGCCAGUGUAAUCCUCCUCUUGUGUGAGGGAGCCUCUCCCCUGCAGAGAGGAGGAAAGCCUGCUUCGGAACAGCCCUGGACAAAGGGGCUGAGAUGCCCCAUCAAACUGCAGGCUCCAAGCUCUGCAGCACCUGUUGCCUUCACUAGCAGCUUUUCCUCUUCCUCUUCCCUGCACUCCCCAGAACCAAAGAAUGUGAAGGGGGUCCAUGGAGGGCUCACGUCCCCGUGCUCCGGGCGGCCACUUAGCGCCGUCGCCGCCGGCCUUCGACGGCGAACUGGAUCUGCAGCGCUACUCCAACGGGCCAGGCGUGAGCGCCGGGUCUCCAGGCAUGGGAGCAGUGGGCUGGUCUGAGAGUCGCACAGGCGAACGGCGCUUUCCCUGCCCUGUAUGCGGGAAGCGUUUCCGCUUCAACUCCAUCCUGGCUUUGCACCUGCGGGCGCACCCGGGCGCCCAGGCCUUCCAGUGCCCGCACUGCGGCCACCGCGCAGCCCAGCGGGCCCUGCUGCGCUCGCACCUGCGCACGCAUCAGCCCGAGCGCCCGCGUAGCCCCGCCGCGCGCCUGUUGCUGGAGUUGGAGGAGCGCGCGCUACUGCGCGAGGCCCGACUCGGGAGAGCCCGAAGCUCAGGGGGCGUGCAUGCCACCUCUGCCACUGAGAGCCUGGCGCGGCCCCAGGCUCCUUCGUCGUCCGCCUUCCGUUGCCCCUUCUGCAAAGGCAAGUUUCGCACCGCGGCGGAACGCGAACGCCACCUGCACAUCCUGCACAGGCCCUGGAAAUGCGGCCUGUGCAGUUUCGGCUCCAGCCAGGAGGAGGAGCUGCUGCACCACAGCCUGACGGCCCACGGAGCUCCUGAGCGCCCCCUGGCGGCCACUUCGGCGGCACCCCAGUCUCAGCCUCCACCCCAGCCUGAACCCAGAUCGGUGCCCGAGCCGGAGGCGGAGCCUGAACGUGAGGCAACCCCUGCCCCCGCUCCUGCCGCUCCCGAGGAGCCCCCUGCGCCUCCGGAGUUCCGGUGUCAAGUGUGUGGCCAGAGCUUUACACAGUCCUGGUUUCUCAAGGGCCACAUGCGCAAGCACAAGGCCUCCUUCGAUCAUGCGUGUCCUGUGUGUGGCCGCUGCUUCAAGGAGCCCUGGUUCCUUAAGAACCACAUGAAGGUGCAUGCCAGCAAGCUGGGCCCACUGCGUGCCCCGGGGCCUGGUUCCGGGCCUGCCCGGGCCCCUCAGCCUCCUGACCUGGGCCUGCUGGCCUAUGAGCCACUGGGCCCCGCACUCCUCCUGGCCCCGGCGCCCACCCCGGCUGAGCGCCGUGAGCCCCCAAGCCUCCUGGGCUACCUGAGCCUUCGAGCUGGUGAGGCCCGGCCCAAUGGUGAGGGCGCUGAGCCUGGGGCUGGCCGCAGCUUCGGAGGCUUCCGCCCACUGCCCUCUGCUCUCCCGGCCCGGGCUCGCCGGCACCGUGCCGAGGAGCCAGAUGAGGAAGAGGAGGUGGUGGAGGCGGAGGAGGAGUCCUGGGCUCGGAGCAGGGCACUGGGCCCUCUGGCUUCACUGCACCCGCGCCCAGGCGAGGGGCCGCACUCUGCGCCUGCCGCGGGGGCCCAGGCAAGGUCCACCGCGACGCAGGAAGAGAAUGGGCUGUUAGUUGGAGGGACCCGGCCUGAAGGGAACCGGGGGGCCACCGGCAAGGAUUGCCCCUUCUGCGGAAAAUCUUUCCGUUCAGCGCAUCACCUCAAAGUGCACCUACGAGUGCACACAGGCGAGCGCCCCUACAAGUGUCCGCACUGCGACUACGCGGGCACCCAAUCCGGCUCGCUCAAAUAUCACCUGCAGCGCCACCACCGGGAGCAGAGGAGCGGGGCUGGCCCUGGGCCGCCCCCAGAGCCGCCGCCCCCUUCCCAGCGGGGUUCGGCCCAGCAGCCAGGAGCCAAGCCGGCUCCGCAGCCUGCGACCUGGGUGGAGGGCGCGGCGAGCCCCCGGCCUCCUUCGAGCGGUGCCGCGCCGGGGUCCCGUAGGAAGCCCGCCAGCCCCGGGAGGACCCUGCGCAACGGGCGAGGCGGUGAGGCCGAACCCCUGGACCUGUCCCUGCGGGCAGGCCCAGGAGGCGAGGCCGGGCCGGGGGGUGCCCUCCACCGAUGCCUCUUCUGCCCCUUCGCCACUGGAGCCCCCGAGCUCAUGGCCUUGCACCUGCAAGUGCACCACAGCCGCCGGGCUCGGGGCCGCCGGCCGCCCCAGGCCAACGCAUCCCCGCCCUAUGCCCGAGGACCAUCGGGAGAGACCCCUCCCAGUCCUUCGCAGGAAGGGGAGGAGUCCCCCGGGCUGUCGAGAUCGGGCGAGGCGGGGUUGGGGGGGCAAGAACGGUAGGGAGCUCUCUUAGGGGCGGUUAGUUUAGUGAGCUUACCCCGCCGGAGCGGGGGAGCGCUAGAGGUAGUUGGGUAGAGCAGCCAGCAGGGGGCAGCAUGGGACCCACAUCCCAGCCCCAGGCGGACCAGAGGUGGAGGGGGCAGAGGGUGUAGGAGGGUGGGCGGGCGGUACCCACCCAGCCCAGGGGAGAGUCACAGUGCCUUAGAAGUGGCAGGGGUGAGCAUCAAAGAACGGGGUCCCAGGGCUGGCAGAGAACAGUUGUGUCCCUGUUGAGGAGCCGCUCUGCCAGUCUUUGCUGGUCCAUAGGCGUGAGAGUUUAUUUUUGUACAAUGGGUGGGGGUGGGGGGCACUGUACCCUUCUAGCCCCUUCAGGGGCCCUGUAGACGUCGCUAUUUUUGGUACGAUUCCUGUCAUCCCUGUCGCAGAGUUGUGUCCCCAAUAAACAGGUGUCUUGAGGCACAGG
Messenger RNA from Equus caballus (horse), 6148 nucleotides. It is a transcript of the gene ZNF219, whose product is annotated as zinc finger protein 219. Gene Ontology annotation, cellular component: nucleus. NCBI's taxonomy places the organism in Eukaryota, Metazoa, Chordata, Mammalia, Perissodactyla, Equidae. The record is from RefSeq and is a predicted model, not a curated record. Gene Ontology annotation, biological process: regulation of DNA-templated transcription. Gene Ontology annotation, molecular function: DNA-binding transcription factor activity, RNA polymerase II-specific; RNA polymerase II cis-regulatory region sequence-specific DNA binding.